UUGUUUUAAAUUUUUUUGAAGAAAAGUUUUUGCAAAAGAUGAAAAACAAUGGUAUUUUGCAAAAAGUAUUUUUCAAUCAAACGAAGAACAUCUCAUUCUAGAAAAUUUACAGAGAAGUUUUGAAGCAACAAACACCAAUUAUUAGGCGUCCUCGAAACGACGACGUAGCUUUGUCUUGCUCGUCUGUCCUUGAGCUCAUAUUUGCUUGUCGAUUGCGAAGUUCCCAACUGUCUUAACCAAAUUAGUCUUCGCCGGCGAACUGUGAAACCUCCAUCUUUUCUGUCACCGUCAUCUUACAAUGUCAUGGUUUGCUCGAUCCAUUGCCAAUACUCUCAGACUCGACGACGACGAUAGGGACGAUGACGUUUCAAGCAAUCACGAUCACUCUACUGAAAAACCUACUACGGAGAAGCAACAAACAGAUGAUGAUGAUUCACCGCCAGUAUCACCAUCACGCGGCGUCAAGGAUGACUUCUCAGAGCUCACCAAAACCCUAACCCGUCAAUUUUGGGGAGUGGCCUCUUUCCUGGCUCCACCACCCCAAUCCGAGCCUGAUAAGCUUUUACUGGAUCCGAAUUCAGGACCAGCUCGAGUUUCGGAUGACGAAGAGUCUGAUCCUGUGGGGAUCGCGGGUUUGCGGAGCGAUAUUGCUGAAAUUGGGGGCAGAUUCAAGAGUGGGAUAUCUAAGCUUUCGAAGAAUAUUCCCGUGUCCGAAAUCACCAAAAUGGCGUCCAACCUACUGCAACUGGGACCAGAGGAGGAGGACGACGAAGAGGGUAAGAGGUUUGAUUCCGGUAGAGGUGCAGUUGGUGUUACUGAGGAAGUAGUGGCUUUUGUGAGGGACAUUGCUAUGCAUCCUGAGACUUGGUUGGAUUUCCCUUUGUUUGAUGAUGAAGACGACGAAGUAGAUUUUGACUUGUCUGAUGCACAACAAGAGCAUGCAUUAGCUGUCGAGCGUCUUGCUCCAAGACUGGCUGCUUUGAGGAUUGAGCUCUGCCCAGGUUACAUGAGUGAGGCUCGCUUUUGGGAGAUUUACUUUGUUCUUCUGCACCCUAGACUGGAUAAACAAGAUGUUGAACUUUUAUCCACACCCCAGGUAGUCAAGGCCAGGGCAUCAUUGGCGCAAGAGUUACAUAAACUAACCAAGCCAAUAGAAGGAGAUUGGUCAAAGGAGGAGACUUUUAAAUCAACUGACAUGGGUGGUUUUCAACAGGAGGAGAUGCUUGCUGUCCCGUCCGCUGCUCUCUCUGCGGUUGUGGUUCAAGACAUGUCUAGUGUGGAUGUUGGCACUUCAUCUAUAGUAGCUAGCUGUGGUACCAAUGUGCACCCUGUCAUUAGUGAAAAUCAAACAGUUGAUAAACUUGUGGUUGAAGAAAGACCUACUACCCUAAGCAAAGAUGAAAAAUUGCAAUCUGCAUCGGCGACUAAGUUAGAGGAGAGUGACGAAGAGGAUGCUGAUGAUUGGUUGAAGGAAGAAAACACGGAAAUUACAGGUACCAGUAAAACCAGCAUGUCCUUUGAGGAUGAUGAGGAUGUGUCUUUCAGUGAUCUUGAAGAGGAUGAUUCAGAUACGUCUGCAAAAUCAAAACUGGCAAUUCACAGUUCUGAUAAGGACUCACAAGAUUGGGUCCAGUUGAGGAAAAGCUCCACUGACUUGUCUAGAGAUACCAGCUCCGUCAAUCAGAUUGGUUCUGUUAAGGAAAAUGUGCAGAAUCCUGAUAGCAAAGAAUCAAAUGAUUGGCUGGAUAUUGAUGACCUUGAGGUGGCAUGAACUUAUGUAAGAUUUAAAUAUAGUUGUCGUUCCGCGCAUUUCUUGUGAAUAGCUAUUCCUUAUCCUCCAGUCUGUGCUCUCCGCUGAGAACUCCUAAACUGUAUUGUUUGUACAUAGAACGCAUAAUGAAAAACAAUUGGGUUGCAA
Solanum stenotomum is the source of this 1918-nucleotide messenger RNA. RefSeq lists its product as uncharacterized. The coding region runs from base 299 to 1771 and encodes 490 amino acids. Lineage: Eukaryota; Viridiplantae; Streptophyta; Magnoliopsida; Solanales; Solanaceae. The record is from RefSeq and is a predicted model, not a curated record. The transcript is spliced from 3 exons.